Anneissia japonica is the source of this 1750-nucleotide messenger RNA. RefSeq names its product protein rolling stone-like. Gene Ontology annotation, cellular component: membrane. The transcript is spliced from 4 exons. The record is from RefSeq and is a predicted model, not a curated record. Bases 214 to 1035 code for a protein of 273 amino acids. NCBI's taxonomy places the organism in Eukaryota, Metazoa, Echinodermata, Crinoidea, Comatulida, Comatulidae.
CGAAGAACAUCGAGAAAAACGACGUUGUAGAGAGCACGUGAUCCACCAUACGACGUAUUCUAGCAAAAAAUAAACAAUCUCGUCGGGUCAUAAACAUAUUAUCAUAUACAGAUAAUAUGCGUGUAUUUUGUGUAAGAUAAUUAAUCAUCACGAAUAAAGACACUGCGCGCGAAAGAGCGACGUGAGACGUGUCCAGGUUUAGCGUUGGUCGAGAUGUUGGAAGGCUGUGGAAUAAGCUGUUUUCACUUGGGACUUCAGUCUGAAAAGCGACUAUUUGUAACUUCACAGUUCCCAGGCCUCAACCCGCAUAUUUUCACCAUCUAUCGGUUCAUGGUUGCUAUCUAUUUCGCUGGUUUCACUCUCUGGUAUUUUCCUUAUUCAGUAACCAAUCUUGGUUGGAAAAUCUUUAUCUAUUUGACCAACUGGACAUUCAUCGUAGUGACGUGUUAUCUUCUAGUUGCCUCUUACAACAGCUUAGUACAUUAUCGAAAUGUGACACGGCGAGGUACCAUUCUUGUAUCAUCCUCUGCUGAUAUACCCGAUCUGCCGUUUAUUUACAAAUUACAGUGGUUCCUUUAUUACCUAGCAGCAAACAUGUCGAUUAUCGUAACGGUGGUUUAUUGGACGGCUCUGUAUUCCAAAGGAAAUUUAGAUUUCAUACACCUCUUCAUAAAUCUAAACGUACAUACCCUUACGUCAUUUGUCGCUAUUAGCGAAACGAUGCUGUCUGCUACACCGUUCCGUUUCAUUCAUGUAGUAUACCCCCUCUGUUACGGAGUUGUCUACGUAUUUUUUACCAUCAUAUACUGGGUGGCAGGCGGUACCGGUAAAUAUGGUCAUUCAUAUAUUUAUCCGAUAAUUGACUACGAAAACGACCCUGGUAAGGCUGUGUUAAGCAUCGUUGGUUGUAUCAUUGGUAUUUUUGUUUUCCAGGUAGUAUUAUGGGUAAUGUUUAUUUUAAGAUUGAAAUUAGCAGGAAAAUUAUUGAGAACCAACAACGCGAACGAACGAUCUGCUGAUGAAACUACGGUUUAGUUAGUUCAGUAUGAAGUAUUGUAUUACUGUACAUCACACGGUCCUGCAGCUGUACAUUAACUUUUGAUCACAAGAGAAGCAGGCCUAAGAAUUAAGCAGGCCUAAAAAUUAAGCAGGCUUAGAAAGUAAAUCUACUCAAUGGCCUUAAACGAAUUAGUUUAUAUGUAUUAUAUUUCUUAUUAUUACUCGCGACUAUUACCUGCGAGGCUGUGAGGUAUUCCGGGGCGGGUCCGGGUAUAUGUAGGAGAGGGUGCAGAAAGAAAAAGGACACUCUUGGAUAAAUAACAUAAGUUUUAAUGACUUCAUCGUCUUCUCUCUUGUCACCAUUCCCAUUCUUUGAGAGACUUGAACGCCAGAAAUAAUAUAGCAUUAGCCUAAAAAUUAUUCUUAUCAAAUGAUUUUGUAGCGUGACAUGCCCUCGUCCAGUACCGUAUUUUGUAGAUUCAUGUUAGUGUAAUUUUGUUUUGCAAUAUUCUACUGGCCACAAAAAAAAAAACCACCUAAAGGAAUGGUGCUACGAUUAAUUUCUUCCAGUUCUGCGCACGCAUCUGGACGGUAAAUCGUCACAAAUGUUUGUUCCUUAGUAUACAUUACUGUAUAAUUAUGCAUUCUUUAUGUUUAUAUUAUAUUAUGUUUUGGUUUUGUGUAUAUAGGCCGAGAUUUAAAAUAACUUGUAGUAACAUCUAUGUAAAAUAAAAUUCCGAUCAUAUAAUGA